CCAGCGGCCCCGGCGAGGGCCUAUCAGGGGCGGGCGGGCGCGCCGGGCGCCGGGGCCGGUUUGACGGAAGGAGCGGCGGCGGAGGAGGAUGGAGGCGGUGGUGUUCGUCUUCUCUCUCCUCGACUGUUGCGCGCUCAUCUUCCUCUCGGUGUACUUCAUAAUUACAUUGUCCGAUUUAGAAUGUGAUUACAUUAAUGCUAGAUCAUGUUGCUCCAAAUUAAACAAGUGGGUCAUUCCCGAGCUGACCGGCCACACCGUCGUCACCGUGUUAAUGCUCGUCUCAUUGCACUGGUUCAUCUUCCUUCUCAACCUGCCCGUGGCCACUUGGAAUAUAUAUCGGUUCAUUAUGGUGCCGAGUGGUAACAUGGGAGUGUUCGACCCGACAGAGAUCCACAAUCGGGGUCAGCUGAAGUCGCACAUGAAGGAAGCCAUGAUCAAGCUUGGUUUCCACUUGCUCUGUUUCUUCAUGUAUCUUUACAGUAUGAUCUUGGCUCUGAUAAACGACUGAGGCUGCGGGCGCUGCGUCCGGAGCCGGCCCACACCACCGUGCGUCGUCGGGGAGCCAGAGACCACGUGGAUCAUCCUGAGAACCGUGACCAUAGCAGUAUAUUUUUUCCUCUUUGAACAAAAUAAAAUAUUUUUGCUGUAUUUUUACCAUAUAAAGUAUUUAAAAAACA
Molecule: messenger RNA, 677 nt
Organism: Prionailurus viverrinus (fishing cat)
Lineage: Eukaryota; Metazoa; Chordata; Mammalia; Carnivora; Felidae
Gene: CNIH4
Product: cornichon family AMPA receptor auxiliary protein 4
Exons: 5
Coding region: 89-508 (139 amino acids)
Biological process (GO): endoplasmic reticulum to Golgi vesicle-mediated transport
Cellular component (GO): endoplasmic reticulum membrane; COPII-coated ER to Golgi transport vesicle
Source: RefSeq, a predicted model, not a curated record